AUGCAGUUCAAUACGCCCCUGACUAUGACCCUACUGCUAUUAUUUCUUCUUCACACCGCUGUCAAUGGUAUUGCAGGAUUCUGGAAUUGCUAUGAUGAAGGCUUGACUUGGUCCUCUAUUGGAAACGCAUCUAGCAUUGACUCUGCUUUCACCCAGAUGUGCUCCAAGAUGGUGGGAACUUACCACAUUGUCAUUCUAAGGCAACAGCUGAUCAGUAAUGCCAAACAGGUUAACCAAUGCUUCGGUUUUGGUGAUAAUGGUCAUAUCAACGUCCAGAUCCGUAUUGAGCCGAAAUCUUGGGAAGACUCGGACCCCAAGGAUCCAAGCAUCUCGGCGAUAAAGGUCAACCUCACCCAGACAGUCUGCAAAGCGCUAUUGACAUCUGUGAAGGACAGCUGCAACAAAAACGGCGGCCAUGCGUGGACCGGGGCGGGUCACAUGCAGCAGAAGGACACAGACACACUGGAUACCAUUGAGGAAUUGUACACCGGCGACCAUGUCCAGGGAUGGAUCCUAGCUGAUCCAAAUAGCGGAGAUUGCUAA
This is a messenger RNA of Diaporthe amygdali, 543 nucleotides long. RefSeq lists its product as uncharacterized. The transcript is spliced from 3 exons. Lineage: Eukaryota; Fungi; Ascomycota; Sordariomycetes; Diaporthales; Diaporthaceae. The record is from RefSeq and is a predicted model, not a curated record. The coding region runs from base 1 to 543 and encodes 180 amino acids.